AUGUCGAGCGAGGAAGAAGGCGGAGACCUAUUUCUAACUCAAAGAAAGUUUGUGGAAACUAAGGAUGUCAGUGACGACGCAGAUGAUUUUCACUUUCGUUUUGCAUCUCCAUUGUCUGAAGAAGAACUUCAGAAGAAACUCGACGUAUGUGUUCCCCAAAAGACCAAAUACAAGAACGACUGGGCCGUUGGCGUAUUUAGAAGGUGGCAAGAGGAAAGGCGUCAGCGUUCCAUUGCAGAAAAUUUCAUGAAACCGCUUGGUGCAUUAAAAGAUGACUUCGAAAAUAUGGAUGCAAGUGAUAUGAAUAUGGCAUUGAAAUACUUCUUGGUUGAAGCUAGGAAGGCAGAUGGUAGUAUGUAUCCCUCGGUCACCAUGCAUGGUCUUUAUACUGCGUUAGCUUCAUCUUUGAAACUUGGAGGAAGUAAGUUUAAUUUAAUGCAAGAUGAUGCCUUUGCUGAUGCUAGAAAAUCUCUGGACGCAGUAAUGCAUGAACGAAGUAGUGCAGGUCUGGGAGCAGACGUAAGAAAGCAUACAGAAGCAAUAUCAAGGGAGGAAGAAAACUGUCUCUGGGAAAAGGGAUGUCUCGGAGAGAGUAAUCCACAACAACUCUUGGACACCAUAGUUUAUCUGACAGGACUCUACUUUGCACUACGCGGUGGCAAGGAACACCAAGCUCUGCGCUUGCAUCAGAACCCCCAGAUUACCGGACCAUUUGUGGACAACAAUGGUAGACGGUAUUUUAAGUAUAGAGAGGAUGUUUCCAAGACUAAUACAGGGGGUAUUAGAGAUCGCAAGUUGGAGAGAAAAGAAGUGCGGGCUUACGUAAAACAUUGA
Messenger RNA from Haliotis rufescens (red abalone), 834 nucleotides. RefSeq lists its product as uncharacterized. The transcript is spliced from 2 exons. NCBI's taxonomy places the organism in Eukaryota, Metazoa, Mollusca, Gastropoda, Lepetellida, Haliotidae. The record is from RefSeq and is a predicted model, not a curated record. Bases 1 to 834 code for a protein of 277 amino acids.